This is a messenger RNA of Diaporthe amygdali, 633 nucleotides long. RefSeq lists its product as uncharacterized. Bases 1 to 633 code for a protein of 210 amino acids. Gene Ontology annotation, molecular function: acyltransferase activity, transferring groups other than amino-acyl groups. The transcript has 2 exons. The record is from RefSeq and is a predicted model, not a curated record. NCBI's taxonomy places the organism in Eukaryota, Fungi, Ascomycota, Sordariomycetes, Diaporthales, Diaporthaceae.
AUGGCGUCCGCAACCCCCCAGCUCCUCCCAAUGGAAGAGGCAGACCUAGAGGAAGCCGUGCGAAUCGAGAUAUGGGGGAACCCGGAGGACGACAUGCAGAGAGUUCUCUUCGAGCGCGACCGCACUCCUCAGGCAGCCGCCAAACUGCUAGAACGGCGCCGAAGGACCUUUCUCCACGACAAGCACGCCACUUUCCUCAAAGUCGUCGACCCUGCCACCAAUGGCAUCAUGGCCUGGGCGACGUGGCACUUCUGCCCUGCCCUGAGCGAAGAGGAAGUGGCCAAGGGGCCUGUCUCCUUUGAGUGGCCUCUCCCGCAAUGGUACGAUUCUCUGCAUCAUUUCCGUUACGAGGUGAUGAAAGGCCGACCGCAUUACCUACUUGGCAUGAUCGUGACUUCGCCUGAUUAUCGACGCCGUGGAGCAGCUAGCUUGUUGAUGCAAUGGGGCAUCGAGAAGGCUGACGAACGUGGCGUCGAGAUAUAUCUCGAGUCUAGCUUAGCAGGGAGGCCGUUGUACGAGAAGUUCGGGCUGCGCACCCUCAAGGUCUUUGACUUUGACAUGGCCCAGCUGGGCCACGUGGGCAUAGAUACACAUACAUGCAUGCUGAGACCCAAAAGAGGACAGGGAAAAUAG